AUGACGACUCCGGAGACUUUCGAUGUUAUUAUCAUCGGAGCCGGUAUCUCUGGCAUCAACGCAGCUUACCGUGUUCAGACGUAUCUAUCAGGUCAAUCCUAUAUUGUGCUUGAGGCGCGAAAUUCUUGUGGUGGGACAUGGGAUCUCUUCCAGUAUCCCGGUGUCCGGCUUGACUCAGACAUUCACACAUUCGGAUUUCCGUGGCACCCGUACCAAGGCAAAGACACAAUGGUUCCCGGCAAGGAUCUACUACAAUACCUGAAGGAUACAGUGCAUCAAUUUCGUAUAGCCGAACAUAUUCGCUACAACCACCGAGUGACAGAGGCGGCUUGGUCAUCUUAUCACAAUGCUUGGGAGAUCCGCGGCCGGCGCCCCGAUCACACCGUUUAUUGCUUCUGCGCCAAGUUCGUACUUUUUGCGACAGGAUAUUUCGACCAUGACAAUCCAGGUCAGGCGCAAAUUCAGGGAAUCACUGAUUUUUGUGGCAAGAUAAUUCAUCCUCAGCUUUGGCCCGAAGCAUACAACUGCUGCGGGAAGAAGAUAGUGAUCAUAGGCAGUGGCGCUACUGCAGUCUCACUUCUCCCCAAGCUGGUGCCAGAGGCUGCGAGCGUGACACUGGUGCAGAGGAGUCCAAACUAUAUCGUCUCAAUUCCAACACUCAGCGACCCACAGCUGUUGGAUCGCAUUCUUCCGUAUUGGGCAUUGCAAAUGCUUAAACGAAUUGGAUGGCUCAUGGUGACAUUGCUAGCUUAUCAUCUUUGUCGGCUGUUCCCUGUUGCGGCGAAGAAUCAACUUCUAAGGCUUGUUGGCGAGCAACUUCCGGCUCGAAUACCUGUGAAUCCCCAUUUUCAACCAAGUUAUCCUGUUUGGGAUCAACGUCUACUGGCCUGUCCCAAUGGCGAUUUUUUCGAGGCUCUGCACGAUGCUCGAGUCAAGAUCGAAACCGGACAUAUCGCCACAUGCACUCAGAAAGGCCUCAAGCUGAAAAGCGGAGUUCAUAUUCAAGCGGACGUAAUUAUUACGGCGACAGGACUCAGAGUCCAGAUAGGUGGUCGUAUUGCCUUGAAAGUGGAUGGAAAAGACAUCAAUAUGGCCGAGAAGCGAAUAUGGAAUGGGAUGAUGCUACAAGACCUCCCAAAUGCAUUCUUUUCUCUUGGAUAUCUCACAACCGCAUCAUGGACAAUGGGAACGGACUUGACGGCCAUGGCUGCAUGCAGAAUGAUCCACCGACUAAGGUCAAAGCGACUGGUUAGUGCGACCCCACGAUGUGCUGUCAGCGACGCAGGGCCCCCGCGUCCACUUUGGAAUCUGGAAUCAACAUAUCUGCUUGCCAGUACGGGGAGAGUGCCCUUAGCAGGUAGUCGUGGAUUGUGGAAGCCUCGUCGAAACUACAUUGUUGACUAUUUCCACUCCCUCCUUGUACCCUUUGCGUCGGGUAUCGAGUGGAAGCCCGCACCGAAGUCAGAUGCAGGAGUUAGUCAAACCAGUCACAAUACGGCAAGAUAG
Messenger RNA from Penicillium oxalicum, 1506 nucleotides. RefSeq names its product flavin-containing monooxygenase. The record is from RefSeq and is a predicted model, not a curated record. NCBI's taxonomy places the organism in Eukaryota, Fungi, Ascomycota, Eurotiomycetes, Eurotiales, Aspergillaceae. The coding region runs from base 1 to 1506 and encodes 501 amino acids. The transcript has a single exon.